Schizosaccharomyces octosporus yFS286 is the source of this 3201-nucleotide messenger RNA. Its product is annotated as G-protein coupled receptor Git3. Gene Ontology annotation, molecular function: G protein-coupled receptor activity. NCBI's taxonomy places the organism in Eukaryota, Fungi, Ascomycota, Schizosaccharomycetes, Schizosaccharomycetales, Schizosaccharomycetaceae. Gene Ontology annotation, cellular component: plasma membrane. The record is from RefSeq and is a predicted model, not a curated record. Bases 1410 to 2933 code for a protein of 507 amino acids. The transcript has a single exon. Gene Ontology annotation, biological process: adenylate cyclase-activating G protein-coupled receptor signaling pathway.
CUAAAUUCUACUUGUUAUAUUGUAUGGUCCACUCAGCCUAUUUUACUCCCAUUAAAAUUACUCCUCUCGUUUUGCGUAUAGUUCUGGGCCACGGUUCCUUGGCUCUUAUAAAAGGACCUUUGUUUCCUUUUUUGAAAGAGAUCAAGUUUGCUCUCUUCUAUCAAGCAUACAACUAGAGACAAACAAACUCUUUGCAUUCGUUUGAAUUUGUUGUUGUUGUUGUUGUUUUUUUUUUUUUUUUCUCUCUUCUUUUUUUAUUUUUUAUUUUUAAUCUUUUUUGUUUUUUAUUUAAAAAAUCUCCCUUUUUUUUCUUUUCUCGUCGUUUUUUAAUUUCGCGUCGUGUUUUUUUUCUCUUUCUCGUGUCCAUCUAUCUAUCUAUCUAUCCAUCCAUCCAUAUAUAUUAUAUAUAUAUAUCUCUCUCUAUAUAUAUGGUUGUUGUUUUUUUUUUUAAACUGAUCCAUUUACUUUUGCUUGGUGGUACAUUUACUUGCAUUGCCAUUGUUAAUCUCAACUUCAGGAUUCUCUAAUUCUAAUUCUAAUUCCAAUUUUCAUCUUAAAAAAAAAAAAAAAAUAAAAAAUAAAGUAAAAUAAAAUCAUUAUUUGUGAGUUUUUUUUAUUUUUUAUUUUUUAUUUUCGUCUUCUUUCUUUACCUUUUCUCUCUUUUACUCUCUCACAGUUAAAUAGGCUCUUUAUUUUUUUUUCUUCGGACCUUAUUUGACUUUAGCUUCCGCACCCGUUCUUUCGCCUCAUUCUCUGACGUCUCUUGGCUGGAAGCUUUUUUUAAUCGGAGUUUUUUUCCUCUUUCUCUUUCUCUCUCUAUAUCUUACCCGCGCAGUAGAAGAAGAAGAAGAAGAAAAAAUAAAAAAUCUUUUCAAUUCUAUCCUUUCUUGUGCAUACUUGCACAACGCAAACCUGUUGGCUUUGCUCUUUGCUCUUUUCUCUCUUGUUCUUUUUUUUUUUUUUUUUCACCCACCCCUUUUGUGUAAACCGGUAGUAUCGCUACCGUAAAAACAAGCAGUCUACAACAUACGUUGUACGUCUCUUCUCGCCUCUUUCUUUGAACAACGAACCUCAAUAACUAAAUCAUACCAUUGCUUACGGUUGAAUUUUGAAUUUUUAUAUUUAUAUUUAUAUUUUAUAUUUUAUAUUUCCUUUUUUUUUUUCAAAAAGGAUUACCAAGCCUGCCGAAUCGUUUUCUAAUUUAAACAAGCAAGCAAGCUAAUAAACAAACAAAACCUUAUUUCGAGUCAAUUGAAAAUUUCCCAUUUCUUUUUGCUGUGCAUCAAGUAAAUGCCGAUUCUUCCUUGCUGACUCUAUACUAUUUCUUCCGUUUUCUCUUCUUUUCCUUUUCAAUGUGCGAAUAGUUUCAUCUUACGUUGGAUUGAGAAUAUUCCAAAGCGUUGCUUCUUAUGCCCUUUACUUGCCCGACCGAUGUUAGUAAUUUUACGAAUAUAGUCGUGGAUCGUCGUCGUGCUCAUCGAACCGAGUCGACCGACACUUCUGCUAUCAUUCUCCUUACCCCAACAGAAUUGGUUCGCUUGAGAUAUAUGGUGAUUGCUGCUACUUCUAUUUCUAUAGGAUUUUGUCUAGUCAUUGUUUUUCUACGAUGGUUUAGGCGAUGGUUCAGACAGAAAGCUAUUACUUUUCGUGACCAACUCCAUAUAACCCUCUUUGUUGUCCUUUGUAUCCGUUCCAUUGUUCAACUCCUCCACCCCAGUAUUUCCAUCCACCGUCCCUUCUUUUGGGACCCUGCUACUCGAUGCUUUACUUUGGGCUUUUUUCUCUUGGUCUUGCUCCGAAUGUCGGACUAUUGGAUUUUAAUCAACGUCAUCCACAAUGCUCUUCUUGUGUUAAAUCCUACGUCCAUCGAUGUGGAUCAUGGCGGGCUUUAUCGCUUUCGACAUACCGUUUAUGGAUUAUCCAUAGUCUUUCCAUUCACCGUCGGUGCUUUAGCUUUCACAAAUUAUGAGAGUACGUUUGUGAAUUUUCAAACCCGUUGCUUUAUUCCCUUUCGUCCUGCUCGUUACUACUGGGGCCUAAAUUGGGGGUUCGAUUAUUUUCUUACUACAAUCAUUUUUACGCUACAUUUGUGUAUGUUUAUUUCCAUUCGAAGAAAAGUAAAACAGUUUCAAAGCAUUUCCUGUGAUAAUCCGGAUUCUUUUUGUUCAGAAAACCUAGAGGCCGGCCCUCGCAGCCCUUCUCAAGUAGUACCACCGCCCUUCUUGGAAAAUCUAUCCUCUUCCUCUUCCUCUUCUUCCUCUGCCUCUGCCUCCCCCCAUCCUUCACAUUCCUACCAAAAUCCUAAUUCUAAUCGCAUAGAUACGUUUGAUCAUGCUCAUAAUUUCUCUCCAUCCUCCAGUCCUCCAUCCCCUGCAUUGCCAUCUACUUCCCAACAGCAUUCCUAUCUUUCACCUAAUAUGUACAAUCCUCCUAAUCCUUCAAUAUCCAAUGCAUCCGAGGACUCUGCAAACCAUCAAAUGCAACAAUUGACCUCCGAACUUCAAAAUGAACUUGACGAUGGCGUUGAAAACUGCUCGCAUAACGAAGGUACAGUGAACAGUGCAAUGGCUUAUUAUGAAAAAGACCUUCGUGAGAAUCCCCUAAAAAAACAAAGAAAACGUGUCCUGCGGCAAUCAAAAGUCCUUUUUGCAUAUCCCGCAGUCUUUUUCGUAAUGUGGUUCCUUCCUCAGCUUCGUUAUAUUGUAACUUUAGCAAAUAGCAAAAAUGAGUGCUCUGGCUCUUGUAAAAAUUUUGCUUACAUUGCUAUCUUUUGUGAUAAUUUCGCUGCUAUAUUUUUAACCCUUUGUGAUUUGGUGUUUGAAUGUUACCAAGGUGUAUAUGUUUUCUUCAAGAAAAAGAAGUAUAAUCUAAUCGUGCAUUAUUUAAAAAAACCUUUUGUUCAAAUGCACUAUGCCGUGCGUGAAAAAACUUAAUGAUCUAAAAAUCCCUCCGUUUAUGAUAAUGCGGAUCUAAUGCUCUUUUGUUCAGUGUAUUUCUGUUCCUAAAACGUUAUCUUUGCUUCUUUCCUUUCUAGAAUUACUAAUUAUUUCAUUUGCUAAAUACCUUGCAAGCUUCGCGUUUAUUAGUGUCAUGCGAGUUUUCGCUUGCAAGUUUCGUUAGAUCUAAUGAGAAGUGUGAAGCUUCGAAAAAUCUACUUUGUUAGGAUUUUAUGUUUUGGUAUUUAACAGAAGUUUUUGUUCU